Molecule: messenger RNA, 2328 nt
Organism: Neurospora tetraspora
Lineage: Eukaryota; Fungi; Ascomycota; Sordariomycetes; Sordariales; Sordariaceae
Exons: 5
Coding region: 1-2328 (775 amino acids)
Biological process (GO): regulation of DNA-templated transcription
Molecular function (GO): zinc ion binding; DNA-binding transcription factor activity, RNA polymerase II-specific
Source: RefSeq, a predicted model, not a curated record
AUGGCUCAACGGAGAACUGUAGAGGCGAUCCAGUCUCGACCGUCUACCCCCCAGCCUCAAGACUCCAGUCUGAGCGAGCCGCACCCCGACCAGUCGGCCCAGGACGAAGGGAAGCAUCGACAUCAUCUACAACAAAAGCUCCGAUCGCCUGCACCCCAACCUGAUCAAGAAAAACCACAACCACUUCCAGGUCCCUCACCUUCAGCGUCACCAGCACCGGCACUACUAGUACCACAACCCUCCUCCGCCGGAUCAGCACAGGCACAGACAUUGUCAUCCACUCCAGGGACAGCCACAACAGCUACAUCAACAGCAACAACAACAUCAACAACAUCUACUCCGGAUCUACAGCAACCAAGCAAAGACGCGAGCUCGGCUACCACUUGCACGCCUCCGGUUGAGAUAGUCGAAACAGGGGCUGGACAGAGCAUCACCACCAGCACUCACCAAGAUCCCCGCGCGCCCUCGGAAACCGCUCCUCCUUUGGCCGAUACGGUCUCCGGGCAGCACCAGCAGUAUAACCAGCAACAGAUCGGAGCACCGCACAACGGCAGUGCACCCCGUGUUCUAGUGCCCACGCCCAUGUCCCAUCCGCAACAACCACCUAGCCCACCUACUCCUCGCCAGACACCGACCAUGAACUAUCCCGCCCCGUCUCCGUAUCCGCCUGCGGGCAUGCCCCCGGGUGCGCAGUACGCCUACGGAGCGCAAGCGGUUGCCCAUGUUGACCCCUACCGAACGAACCAGACGGCGCUCCCGAGCAUGCGGACGUUCGACCAUGUACAGCAACAACACCCUCAACACCAGAUGCCCCUACCGAACCAUAUGACGGUCUCGAUGGCCCCAAAUCAGAUGAGCUACUACGCGCCGAUGCACCCAGCAUACCAGAUGCAUCCGGGACAGAGCGUGGUACACUAUGCCUUGACAGGCCUCACGCCGGAUCCGCGCAUCGCUCUGAGCGGAGGAAGGCACAAGAAGGAGAUCAAGCGCCGAACCAAGACGGGGUGCCUAACGUGCCGCAAGCGCAGGAUAAAGUGCGACGAAGCCCAUCCCGCCUGCAACAAUUGCAAAAAAUCGAAGCGUGAUUGUUUGGGAUACGACCCCAUCUUCAAGCAGCAACAGCAGCAACAACAGCAACAACACCAGCAGAAUCUUACUGCCCAGUCGACUCCCAAGUCUCAACACUCUGCUCCCGCUUCUCUCACGUCUACUCCGACUGUUCCAUCUUCCAGCGUCCCUCCAAGCCCAUACCAGUCACAGGCUCAACCUUACCAGCAGCAGUCUCCGCCGCCUCAUCACUAUCACCAGCAGUCACAGCAACACCUCCCUGCUUACCAACACCAACCACACCCUACCUCGUACCCCCCAUCUCAUUCCUCCAACACACCCUACGAGUCUCCAGUGUCGUCCACUUCCCCGGGGUUCGAUUACGGAAGUGCCAUUGACCCGGCCCUCUCAGGCACCGACACGCCAAGCGCUUCCGGAACGCCUACACCAAACUCGCAGCUGGCUAGGCCUGACGACAGGAAUUUUGGGACUAAAACGGUGGAUGAUCUUAUUGCGCUGGGGGGCGCAGAACCUCCUAUUAUGAACUCUCCGCCAUCACAGGCCGUCAUCCAGGAGAUCAAAAAACUGUAUGGAGAGAUAUACGUUACGGGGCUAUCGUAUUUCUUUGAGACGCAGUGGUACGAUUUGAAAUACGACAGGGGCAUCCUGGCGCACCAUUCCAUCCAAGUCCUACUUAAUAACCAGCCAUUGAUGGGUCUUUUUGGUUCCUUUGUCGAACACAUCUCCCAGCCCCGGGCGGACCACAAGUACGCUUCCCAGCUGGAGGAGUGUAUCGUCUGGGGGUUAGCAAAGCUACCCCUCUGUACUAGAGGUAGAGGCAACAACUCCACGUUGACGGAGAAUCCGCUUUGUAAUCCUAUGGUGCUCGGGGAUCUCAACACCUCACGGCGCAAUGAGCUUGAGUUCUGGUGGUAUCUGGCUGAGUUGGCCAUUAGAAAGCCCAACCGUGACCUCCAGAACCUGCGACGCCUACUGGACGGUCAGGAGAACCGUGAUUUCCUGUAUAGCCUCGCCGUGCUUCGCGAAUAUUCGCAUCAUUGGAAUCCUGCCAACAUCGAGCAACAGUUGCCGUCGCAGUUGGCCGAGUCGGACCCGCGCUGCAGGCUUGCGGUGGCGGCCAGGUUUAUUCGCACCGCCAUGGAAGAGGGAACCACGAACGUGGUGAGGCGGUUUGCUCAGCUUGCGUAUCGUGCGUACGUUCAUCCGGGAGCCAGUUUGCCCGCGAACGCGGCUUGGCGCUACGAACAGGAAAGCGAUUAA